Moneuplotes crassus is the source of this 1121-nucleotide messenger RNA. Lineage: Eukaryota; Ciliophora; Spirotrichea; Euplotida; Euplotidae. The record is from the annotation of a GenBank genome assembly.
UAAUGAAAAAUUUUGGAAGAAAGUACGAUGUGAUGGUGGUCGAUGCUAGUAUGGAUGUAGACCAAGGAUUGGGGACAGAAGGGAAAUUGGUGCAGGGGAUGAGAGGUUUGGGGUGUAAGUAUGGUGUUUUGUAUUUUCAAGUGAAGGGAAGAGAGAAGAGUGGGAGUGGAGAUUUGGGUGAGAAGGAGAUAAAAGGGGGAGGUGAGCUUGGAAAGAGGGUUGAGGAGUGAGUUGGAGUACAAUAUUUGCUCUUUUUGUUAGGGCAAUUUUGAGCACAGGGUAUGAGAAUUGUUGUGUUCUCUGAAAACAGACACUUAUUUGAUACUAAUUUCUUGGAACAGUUGCAACACAAAGCAAGCAAAUGUUCAACUCCUUCAAUUGCACAAUUCUCUAUAUCCAAAUUGGGAACAUUUUUAAAGGCUUCACCUCCAAGUUCAAUUAAAACUAUCUCCAAGAUUCUAAAACAAACUUCUAACCUAAGCAUGACUACAAAAGAUUCGCCUCCCCCAACACAUUUAACCAAAAUUCAGGAAGAAUCAAAGCACGAAGAGGCUAAAAUUCCGGAAGAACCAAAACAAGAAGGAGCGAAAAUUCCUUCUCUGCCUUCCCUCAAAACUACCCAUCAAGCCUCUGCUCCUGAUCUUUGUACCUUCUGAAAAAGGCCAGACAAUCUGCCUCCUUAUUCUGAGACCUUCUCAGAUCCUCCAACAGAAGAUACAAGUAAUCUUAAUCCUCCACAAAGAAGAGUAUGCAAACUGAGAGGACACUCUGAGUUCUACAAAGUUCAUAAAAAUCUUCUUAACAAGGUGAUAAAACUGGCUAAAAAUGGCAAUAUAACUUCCUUGAAAGGGUUUAUGAAUUCACUCGAUAACAACGUCGGACAACACUUUAAUAAAAGCAUUAAGCAUUCAAAUUGCAAUCUAAAGCCUGAAGAUAAAGAAAAUUACAAAAUUUGUGUGAGAAACUACUUGGUUAAUAACAGGAUGAUUUGUUGAGAUAUUCUCAAAUUGCUGUGUCAAACACAUCCAGAAUGGACAAAUAAGCAGGUCCUGAAUGCUUGAAAUGUAGUAAUAUGCACUGAACAACUCGAAAAUGCGGCAGAGUUUCUUGGGAACGAUUAA